GCCUAAGAUAGAAAAUCAGCACUUUUUAUGAGAACUCUGAAUAGUCUGGGUAUUUGUGUGAAUCAGAUUAGAUUGAUUUCUGUGGGACUGGUUGCAGAGCAGAGUUCAAGAGACAGGGAGUUGUUGACCCAAAGGAAAUACCUCCAAGAAAUGGGUACAUGUGAUAUAAUCAUAAGGACAGUCACAAAGUUACCACAGCUUGUUUCCUGGAGCUAAAAUCAUCUUCAGUGUGAAAAGACAAUGAAGUUACUGGGGUAAAUGCUGGCUUGUAACAUUUGAUAUCAAAACUUAAAGGACCCAAAAUUUAUUUAUUUGUGUUUCUUGCUAAGUUGGCCUCUAGCCAGUUUGAUAUGUAGAGGGGUAUCUAGGAAAUCCAUUUAGUCCCAAAAAGGGUUUUGUUCCAAAAAUUUUUGAUCCACCAAAGACCCUAAAAUUCUGUAAUUAGGCAUUCCUUUUGAAGCACAUGUGGACUAUUCUUGGUUGUCAACUUGGCUACAUGUAGAAUUAAAUAAAACCCAGAUUGCUGGGCACACCCGUGAGGGAUUUUUAUUUUCUUAAUUAAAUUCUUUAAUUUAGAUCUAAUCUGUAUCUUUGAGGUGGGAAGACCACCAUUAAUCCUAACCACACCUUCUGCUGGCAUCCUAUAUAAACGACAUGGAAAAAGGAGGCACUCUCUAUGUCUGCUAAACCUGUUGCUCACCUAGCAAGUCCAUUCUUUUACUGGUAUUAUAGCCUGCUUCUUCGGGAUCGCAGUAUAUAUGGAAGACCAGCUGAGACAUCCAGCCUCAUGUACUGAAGAACCAUAGGAUUCUUGGACUUUCCAUUGAAAGACAGUUAUUGUUGUUCUAGCUGGAUUACAGCCUAGAACCCUGACUAACACAAGGCCUGCUCCUGGAGCCUGGAUCAAGGAAACACUCAGAAGCAGGGCACUGCAUUACCUUUGAAGAUCUGCAGAAACAAAACAUGGAAAUUCUUCAGACAGGUGUAAAAGUUACCUUUUCCACAGGCAGAAAGAAAGAUGACUGCACCCCAGGGUCACGACCACUGAGAAUCCUCCUAGUGGGCAAAUCUGGCUGUGGGAAAAGCGCCACAGGGAACAGCAUCCUCUGCCGACCAGCAUUUGAGUCCAGACUCAGAGGCCACUCAGUGACCAGGACCAGCCAGGCAGAGAUGGGCACAUGGAAGGGAAGGAGUUUCCUAGUGAUAGACACGCCACCCAUCUUUGAGUCAAAGGCCCAGAACCAAGAAAAGGACAUUGGAGACUGCUACCUGCUGUGUGUGCCAGGACCCCAUGUACUGUUACUGGUGACCCAGCUGGGACGCUUCACAGCCCAGGACAUCACAGCCGUGAGGAGGGUGAAGGAGAUCUUUGGGGCAGGAGUCAUGAGGCACAUGAUCAUCCUCUUCACCCACAAGGAAGACCUGGCAAAUGAGACCUUGCAUGAGUUUGUGACCCACACUGACAACCAAAGCCUGCGCAGCCUGGUCCAGGAGUGUGGGAGGAGGUACUGUGCCUUUAAUAACAGGGCUUCUGGGGAAGAGCAGCAGGGACAGCUGGCAGAGCUCAUGGUCCUGGUCAGCAGGCUGGAGCAGGAGUGUAAUGGCUCUUUCUACAGCAAUGACCUCUUCCUUCAUGCCUCUGUGUUCCUUAGUAGUAACAGCAGUGAGCACCAAGAAGCCUACAGGUGCUACCUGGCCAAGGUGAGGCAGGAGGUGGAGAAGCAAAAGCAGGACCUGGAGGAUCAGGAGGGCAGCUGGGUCCUCAAAGUGCUUCUCAGAGGCACAGGCUGGAUGGCUGUGCAUGCUGGGACUUGUGCUAGUUUUGCGUUGUCCACACUUAUCUUCCUUGUCAUUUUCCUGCUCAUAUAUUUUAAUGUUUGAUGCUCUGUAGUUUAAAGACAUUUCUAAAGCAUCUUGUCAGGAUUCUUUUCUAUAAACAUCACCUUCAGAAAACCA
Messenger RNA from Mesocricetus auratus (golden hamster), 1956 nucleotides. RefSeq names its product GTPase IMAP family member 3-like. The transcript has 4 exons. Bases 964 to 1881 code for a protein of 305 amino acids. Gene Ontology annotation, molecular function: GTP binding. The record is from RefSeq and is a predicted model, not a curated record. Lineage: Eukaryota; Metazoa; Chordata; Mammalia; Rodentia; Cricetidae.